Ziziphus jujuba (common jujube) is the source of this 2355-nucleotide messenger RNA. Its product is annotated as L-type lectin-domain containing receptor kinase IV.1-like. The transcript has a single exon. NCBI's taxonomy places the organism in Eukaryota, Viridiplantae, Streptophyta, Magnoliopsida, Rosales, Rhamnaceae. The record is from RefSeq and is a predicted model, not a curated record. Gene Ontology annotation, cellular component: plasma membrane. Gene Ontology annotation, biological process: protein phosphorylation. Gene Ontology annotation, molecular function: carbohydrate binding; protein kinase activity; ATP binding. Bases 61 to 2064 code for a protein of 667 amino acids.
CUAAUGAACACAGAAAAAUAGCACUGCUUUUCAGACAAGGGAUUAGAAGGCAGAAUAGCCAUGAUUUCAAAGCUUGUGCUAUUGUUUUUCUUCCUCGCAAGCAUAAUAACAGCCGAAGAUGAUCUCAGUUUCAUUUACAACGGGUUCAGAUCGGCUAACCUUAGCUUGGACGGCAUUGCCGAAUUCACUCCUAAUGGUCUAUUAAGUAUUACAGAUGGAACAGAGCAACAACAGGGACAUGCCUUUUACCCCAAUCCAGUAACCUUCAAGAAAGACUCGCUGAAUGGCACUGCUCCGUUCUCCUUUUAUACCACUUUUAUUUUCGCUAUCCGGUCCCAUUUCUUGUCUCCUAUGGGCCAUGGUUUCGCUUUUGUAAUUGCCCCUACAAGAGGUUUGCCUGGAGCACUUGACAGCCAGUAUCUUGGUCUUUUCAAUGAAACCAGCGAUGGCAAUGAAACCAAUCAUGUCAUCGCUGUGGAGUUCGAUACGAUCAUGAACAGCGAGUUUGAUGACAUCAAUGAAAAUCAUGUCGGGAUUGAUAUCAAUGGGUUGAGAUCUGUUAAAUAUUGUACAGCAGGGUAUUAUACAGAUCCAAAUGGUGAAUUUAAAAAACGUUUAAAGCUCACAAGUGGCCAUCCAAUGCAAGUUUGGGUGGAAUAUGACAGCGAAAAGAAGCAAAUGGAUGUCACUUUGGCUCCAAUCCAUGUCGGUAAACCUCCAAAUCCACUUUUAUCUUUGAAUCGAGAUCUUUCACCGAUUUUUAAAAACACCAUGUAUGUUGGCUUUUCCUCCGCCACUGGCUUAAACCAAUCGGCAACUCAUUAUGUUCUUGGCUGGAGCUUCAAGAUCAAUGGCAAGGCUCAAGAACUUGUGGUUUCUAACCUUCCCAAGCUACCUGCAAUUACUUGGAAAGGAAGAUAUAUAUUGUUGGCAGCUGGGUUGCUAUUGUUUUCUGUUUAUAUAAUUUCUGUAGCAAUUUCAGGUGUUCUAGUUAUAAUAAGGAAGAUAAAAUUUGCAGAACUAAUUGAAGACUGGGAGGUUGACUAUAGACCUCAGAGGUAUAAAUACAAAGAUCUAUAUAUUGCCACAUCUGGAUUUAGGGUCCAAAAUCUGCUAGGUAGUGGGGGUUUUGGAAGGGUUUAUAGAGGUAUACUACCAAACUCUAACACUGAAAUUGCAGUAAAAAGAGUCUCUCAUGGAUCAAGGCAAGGGAUGAAGGAAUUUGUGGCUGAAAUAUUCACUAUGAGGAGGCUUCGCCACCGGAAUUUGGUAGCACUCUUGGGCUAUUGCCGGCGGAAAGGAGAGCUUCUAUUGGUCUAUGACUACAUGCCUAAUGGAAGCCUAGACAAAUACAUCUAUGACCAACCCAAAAUCACCCUUAAUUGGACUAAGAGAUUCCAAGUCAUCAAAGGAGUCGCAUCGGCAAUGUUCUAUCUCCACGAAGAAUGGGAACAGGUUGUGAUUCAUAGAGACGUCAAGGCAAGCAAUGUAAUGCUUGAUGCUGAAUUCAAUGGACGUUUAGGAGAUUUCGGCCUGGCCAGACUUUAUGACCAUGGAACAGAACCACAAACCACACAUAUUGCAGGAACAUUUGGGUACCUUGCGCCAGAGCAUACGAGAACAGGCAAGGCCACGACAGCAUCUGAUGUGUUUGCUUUUGGUGCUUUUUUGCUUGAGGUUUCUUGUGGAAGAAGACCCAUAGAUUCUAGAAAACAGACAGAGGAUAUAAUUUUGGUGGAUAGAGUGUUCUCUUGUUGGAAUAGAGGUGAUAUUCUUGAGGCAAUGGAUCCAAAUUUGUUGGGUACAGAGUUUGUAGCGGAGGAAGUGGAGUUGGUGAUGAAGCUUGGUUUGUUGUGUUCUCGAUCAGACCCUGCUGCUAGGCCGAGCAUGCGACAAGUUGUGAAAUACUUGGAAAGGGAUCUAGAAGUGGCCAAUUCAGAAUUUCUCGGCCUUCGUUCCAGUGGACUAGCAUUUGCUCGCCAUGAAGGUUUCGAUGAUGUUGUUGACGAUACAUUCCACCAUACAUCUUCUGUUGCGGAGUCGCUUCUCUCAGGUGGCCGCUGAUUUUAUAUAUAUAUAUAUACAGAUAGGCUCAUAAGCUAUGUUUAGAUUAAACCACUGUACAUGCAGUGAACUUAUGCGAUACUCAUUGAUAAUUACAGAAAUAAUACUAUAUAAGUAGGUAAUAUGCUAAGAAAAUUGUAUUAGGUAAUAUGCUAAGGAAAUUGUAAUAACUUUGGAUUUGGUUGUUGUCAAAACAUAAUAUUUUGAGUUCAAACCAAUCCAAUAGUAUCUUCUUUUUAGUUGUUAAAUAGUAUUACCGGCCAUUAGUUUCAUUUUCUUUGGCUUAUAAAA